Culicoides brevitarsis is the source of this 722-nucleotide messenger RNA. RefSeq lists its product as uncharacterized. Lineage: Eukaryota; Metazoa; Arthropoda; Insecta; Diptera; Ceratopogonidae. Bases 62 to 583 code for a protein of 173 amino acids. The transcript is spliced from 4 exons. The record is from RefSeq and is a predicted model, not a curated record.
UCUUGUGGAAAGAACAAUUGUUUCUUAGUCAUCAACUAACAAAAAAAAAAACCCACAAAAAAUGGUUGAAUUUUCCUUCGUAAGUUUCCCCAGCGCCAAAAAUGUCGAAGUUGACACAUUUUUCAUAAAAUUCGACCUGAAAAUCGGAUGUUUCGUAACUUCUGGCCUCGGAAUUCUCUUAUCGUCGAUAAUGAUCGUUUUUUCUGCUUUUAAAAUGACAGAUGAGUGUGCCACACCAGCGGAAUGUCUUUUGACGCAACAUCCACUCCUACCGCAAUUCGCUGCCUUCUUCAAAUUCAUGCUAGCGGCCCACGUGUUGACUCUGGCAGGCGAAAUUUGUCUUCUUUUGGGAACGGUACUCAAAAUGGAGGCUUUGUUGAAUGUCUGGUUGGCUAUUCCGACGGGCGCUUGCUUCACCUACAGCACAGUUUACAGUUUUUUGGUGUACAAAGACUUUGCGGCAUACGGAUACAGUGGCGUUGGCUUCGCAUUUAGUCUGAUCGGGUUGAUUUUGUAUCUCGCAUAUUUGAUUUACGCCUGGAUUUGUGUUUAUUCGUUCGCGAAAAAGGUGUCGCAAUCGUAAGUUUUGCCAUUUUUGGACUAAUUUCGGAUGCAUGGAAGAUAGAAAUCAUCAGUUGACCCUUAAAACCUUAACAAAAUUUACAUUAAUGCACGUAAAUACACGUGACCUCUAAGAUGAACUCCAAAAUAAAAGCCAAAAA